AUGUCGCCUCUCCCUGAAAACCUCUCCAUUGCAUCUCUCCAGGUUCAUGCAGAUGACGAUCUUGCCGUCACCUCCGACGUUGCUGCUCCACUUCACGUCUCAACCACCUUCCGCUACCCUUCAAACCCAGCAGACCUGCAAACCGCAGGUGACUUAUUCAGUGCUCUUGAUGCCGGUGAGCUUUCACACAAUGACAUUCCGCACAUUUACUCGCGCUACACACAGCCCGUGUCAUCUCGUGCGGAAGCUGUUUUGUCCAAAAUCAUUGGCGGCCACGCUGUGCUCUACUCCUCAGGGCUCUCAGCAUUCCAUGCAGCCAUGAUUUAUUAUAACCCUAAAAACGUCUUCAUUGGCGACGGGUACCACGGCUGUCACGGCAUUUUGCACAUUCUUGAACGCAACAAUGGAACAAAAAUCCACUCCCUCGACGCAGACCCUGAGAUUCUUCAGCCAGGUGACGUGAUCCACCUUGAAACUCCAGUCAAUCCUACAGGAUUGGCCUUUGAUAUCACACAUUACGCCAAAAUCGCUCACGACCGUAAGGCUUUUCUCGUAAUUGACGCCACAUUUGCACCCCCACCCCUUCAGGACCCCUUCAAGUGGGGGGCUGACCUUGUCAUGCACUCGGCCACAAAGUACUUUGGCGGUCACUCAGACUUGCUUGCUGGUGUAUUGGUCACCAAAGACCCCAAGGUCGAGACUACUCUUAAGGCUGACCGUAAUUACAUAGGCACUAUCACUGCUUCGCUUGAGUCUUGGCUUUUGUUACGUUCACUCCGCACAUACUCUUACCGUAUUAAGAUCCAGGCUGAGAGCGCCAACGCCAUUGUUAAGUACUUUUACGAAAAUAGAGCCAAGUUCCCCGUGCUUAAGAAGAUUUACCAUUCUUCUGUACAGGUUCUUGAUGAAGAUCAGGAGAAGGUUGCCUUUAUUAAGGAACAAUUGCCUCUGGGUGGCGGCCCUGUGUUUUCAAUUGAAGUUGCCGAUGAGGAAAUUGCUAAAACUUUACCCUCAAAGACUUCUUUGUUCCACCAUGCAACCUCUCUCGGUGGUGUUGAGUCGCUUAUUGAAUGGCGUGCCAUGUCGGACCCUACUAUCCAGCGCACACUUUUGAGAAUCUCGGUUGGUGUUGAAGAUACCCAGGAUCUUAUCAAUGAUCUUUCCCAGGCCUUUAACCAGUACAAUUAG
Molecule: messenger RNA, 1188 nt
Organism: Magnusiomyces paraingens
Lineage: Eukaryota; Fungi; Ascomycota; Dipodascomycetes; Dipodascales; Dipodascaceae
Exons: 1
Coding region: 1-1188 (395 amino acids)
Biological process (GO): transsulfuration
Cellular component (GO): cytoplasm
Molecular function (GO): pyridoxal phosphate binding; carbon-sulfur lyase activity
Source: RefSeq, a predicted model, not a curated record